UAAAUUAUAAGUGAUGCUGAACUUUCUUUAAGUCAUAUUGUAUGGGUAUGUUAUUAAUAUGUGCUUCAGAAAUUAUAUGAAAUUCUUAGAAACCAGAUAGUCGUGGUAUAAUACUAUCAGCCAAAAUUCUAAUUAUCGUGAAAUAUUAUAUGUUGCAGAAGUAAUACAAUUUCCUUAUCAAUUGCAUUAUUGUGAACUCUCAUCAUAUCUUUAACCAAGUCCAUUUUAAGCUUUGUCAUCUACAAAGAGUCACUUGUUUUACUCUGGUACUUUCUGGAACACUGUGAAAAACAAUUAUAUAAAGUGUGUGGGCCUAUAAGACAAACAACCAAACAAAAAUCGUAAAGUGUUCUUUUAAAAGAUUCAUGGAAAGGACUCUGAUAAGUAUAGGUUUCUGAUAACUUUAAGAUCAUACUACUGGACUGGGUAAGAAUUUCCAGAACUCUAGCAAAGAAGUGGAUUGGUUCAUAAAACUGCCAACCCAACAUGAAGCAGAAUGAGAAUUAAUUGAAUACCAGGGAAAUGCUUUGGCAGAUUUUCAUACUAAGUCAGCCAGUACUGAAAUUGUUAAGAUAUGCAAUUUGAAAGAACACUAUAAUAUUCAUCUGAAUCAAAUUAUCUAUGAUAACCUAUUUAAAUGAACAGCAUCAUGCACCUGAAUUGGAGAAACAAAACUGAUAUUUAAAAUGAUAUAAAUUUAGUGUUAAAUGUGGCCUCAUGGAUCAGACAGCUAUCUGGUCCUUUCUGAGUCCAUAUAGCUGCCAUUAUUGAAAGUUCUGCACUCUAUGACUCAUCACAGAAUAGAUAACAUGAAAUUAUGAAAAAAUAUUGGUGUUAUGACUGUUCUAAAAUUGCUAAAAUGGCUUAUAAUCAAUGUUUGGUUUGUCAAAUCCACAAUUUUUAUAAGAUAAUAAAAACCUCAGUUGGUACAUUUCCACCAUCCACUGGACUAUUUGAACAUUUACAGAUGGAUUGCAUUCAGUUGCCUCAUUGGGAAUCUGCAGGAAACUUAAGUAAAUGCUGGAUAUGUCAUGUUGAACCAAAUACUAAUAUGCUUUUAAAGAUCUUCUAAUUCACCCUAUAGCAGAUUUCACUGAUAUUCCAAGUGUGACUACCUGUUCAAAUUGCACAUCUGGUCUUUCUAUAGGGUUAGGCUUUUUGAGUCACAUAUUCAGAUUUCAUGUUUAAAGCUAACAGUAGACAAAACAUAUAGGAGAGGCUUUACAGUUAAAUUAUUCCAGAAACUGAAUAAUAAAACCAAAAGGAGAGAUAAUUAGACAGUUUGUAGAUGAAUUCAUAACCCUAAUUCUCUAAUUGUUGGUAGCCUCCAUUGAUGAUAAUUAAUAGUGGAGCCUUAGAUAAAUACUACUAUUGCUUCCCCGUUGAUGACCCCUGUAGCACACAGUGUCCCACAGCAAACUGUCUCUUGUGCCCCUCUAGCAUAUAUUUUUAUCUAUGAAGGAUUUAACUCUCAGUCAUAGGCACAGGCAACUCCAUGUCCCAGUCAGUAGGAAAUAAGAAGUCAGUGUGGAUUAGGGACUCUAACAGUACCACUGUCACUCCAUAACCAACUGAAAAUUUGACAUUGUUCUAUACCUCUUAAUUUGCACUGUGGUAUAAAAAGGAACUUUCUAGCAGGUACGAAUCCCUCUAAAUGGGCAUCUUUUUUUCAAAUGCUCCUUCCCUGGCUUGGAAUAAAUGUAAAUGAGGUUAUGAUUAGAAAUCCCCUUCAAAUAUUAGCUACUACAGCUCACUCUACUGCAAAGGCUAUAUAGUUGCCCAGUGAAGUUCUCUAAAUUCUCUUGCUAAAGUUUCUUUAAAUAACAGGAUUGCCUUGAACUAUCUGUUGGUUUGUAGUGGGGCAGGGGGUGUGAUAGGGGACACUGUGUAUAAUAGCUAAUACAUCCUACUGCACUUGCAUAAAGGAAUCUGUUAUAAAGAAAAUGAAAUAAAGGCAUAAAAGUUGGCAAGAAGAAAACCAUCAUUAUGUCUUGAGGAUGAUUGGGGAUACAGAAAAUGAGAAGAAUCCACAAACUAUUAGAAUUACUAAGUUAAUUUAGCAAGGUUGCUCAAUGCACGGUCAGUAUACAAAAUUUAAUUGAAUUUCUACAUAUAUGUAUAUGCCAUAUUGUGUUAGAUUGUUUUGCAUUGCUAUAAGGGAAUACCUGAAGCUGGGUAAUUUAUAAAGAAAAGAGGCUUAUUUGGCUCAUGGUUCUGCAGGCUGUACAAGCAUGGCACUAGCAUCUGUUUGACCUUAGGAAGCCUUUACUCAUAGUGGAAGAAGGGGGAGCAGGCAUGUCAUAUAGUGAGAGAGGGAGUGAGAGGGAGGGAGCAAGAGUGAAGGGGGAGGUCCCAGACUCUCUUUAACCUGAAAUCCUGUGAACAGAGUGAAAACUAACUUAUUACCAUGAAGAGCACACCAAGCCAUUCAUGAGGGAUAUACCUUCAUGACCCAAACACUUUCCACCAGGUCCUACCUUCAACACUGGGGAUCACGUUUCAACAUGAGAUUUGGAGAGGACAGACAUCCAAAUCAUAUCACAUAUAUAAAUAUGUAAAACUAUUUUAAAUGUUUUUAAAAUAUCGAAUAGAAAUAAAUCUCACAAAAUAUGCUUAAGAACUUUAAGCAAAAACCAUAAAAUACUAUUGUGAUAAGUUAAAGAAGACCUAAAUAAAUGGAGAGAUCUGUCAUGCUCAUGGAUUGGAAGAUUCAAUACUGUAAUGAUAUGAAUAGUUCCCAAAUUGUUCUAUAGAUUCAAAACAUUGCCAAUUAAAAUCUCAGUGGACUUUGUUUUUUGAAACUGACAAGCUGAUUCUGCCAUUUAUAAUAAUAUUCAAAGGGGCAAGAAUAACCAAGACACAUUUGAAGAAGAACAAGGAGGAAGAAGAACGUAUUUGAAGAAGAAUAAGGAACUCUAUUAAGUGUAUAUCUCCUAGAUAUUGAGAUACACAUUUGAAAUACAUCUAUCACCUAGAUAUUGAGAUAUAUUAUACAUUUAAUAUAGUGUGUUGCUGGUAUAGGGAUAGACAAAUGAACAUUGGAUCAGAAUAGCACUGAAACAAGAUCUACCCCUAUAUGGGCAUGUCCCUAUUAACAAAAAUUUGUUGAUUAUUUCUGCAAGAUGAUCUGUAAAAAACAAGUUAAUUGAACAUCCAUAUGGGAAAAAAGUGAAUCCUUCUGCUACCUCAAAUAUCAACCCCAGGUAGAUUAUAGAUCUAAAAGUGAAAGGCAAAGCAAUAAAGAUUUUAGAAAAUAACAAAGAGAAUAUCUUUAUGAAAAUACAGGAAAUAUUUGAAAAAUAGGCUAGAAAACUCACUAUUAAAAUAUAUAAAAUAUAAGAACAUCUGUUCAUCAAAAGUACUAUAGUUUGAAUAGCAGUGUCUCCUCCAAAAUUCAUAUUGAAACUUAAUCCCCAUUGUAACAGUACUAAUCCUAAAACUAAGUAUUAAGAGGUGUGACCUGUGGGAAGUGACUAAGUCAUGAGGGGUCUUUCCUCAGUUAUGGGAUUAGCAUCCUUAUAAGAGGCCUUGAGAUGGAAUGUAGUGCCCCCUUGCCCUCUUGCAUUCUCCCAUGUGAGGACACAGCAACAAGGCACCAUCUUGGAAGGAGAGAGAAGCCCUCACCAGACAACAGUGCACGUGCCUUGAUCUUAGACUUCCCAGCCUCCAGACCUAUAAUAAAUACAUUUCUGUUCUUUAUAAAUUACUUGGUCUCUGGUAUUUUGUUAUAGAAGCACUAAUGGACUAAGACAAAAAGAUUCCAUUAUGAAAGUGAAAAGGCAACCGCAGAGUGGCAGAAGCUUUUGGAGAUGAUGAAUAUGUUUACUUCCUGGAUUGCGGUGAUGAUACCAUGAGUGUAUACAUAUGUGUGUAUACAUAAUGUAUACAAAUUGUGUUCACUGAUUAUGUACAGUUUCUUUGUAUACCAAUUAUACCUUAAUAAAGCUAAGGAAAAAAAAAAGAAAAUCCAGAAUAAAUAUGCAUGGUAUGACCCACUUAUUUAAAAAAAAAAGAGGGAAUGCGAAGCAGUGGUUUUGGUGCGAACACAAAAAUUCUGGCUUCAACAGCAUUUAAGUUCCCAAACCAAGCAUGUUUAUGUUUUAAUUCUUUGUGGCCAUAAAUUGUACAGCUCAGGCCUUUAUAAUCUCUCAGAUUCUGUGAAUGUGGGGAAUUAGUUUUACUCACAAAAAGUUUUGUUCUUGGGGAUAAAUUUUAAAAAAAAAUUUUUGUAUAGUUAGCACACUGAGAAAAUACAGACAAAGGCAUACAGAUGCAAGAAAUGAGGUAGCUGAAUAGACCAAAGAAUGAUAUAGGGCCCAGAAGGUAGGCAAAGAGAAAGUUGUUGGGUUUAUGGUUACAAGUAAACUAGCAGUUGUGGUGCAGAUAGUUUUAUUUCCCCCACAUUAAUCUGAACAGCCCAUCCAGACUUAAACACUGCUUUUUGCAUUUACUUCUAGGCAGGAAGACAGGGUUCUGAUGGUGUGAGUCUCCUUCAACUCAGCAAACCACCUUGGUCUGCCUCGAGUUUCCAACACCCCUCCGGCCUGCUAGUGAUAGGUGUGAGGCAGGUUGAUGAACAUGGAACUUUUUUCUUUUGGUCCCAAAGCAUGCUACUCCUGGAGUUUCAUUCAGUGAAUGAGAACUAUAGUUUGGUUCUGUGAGAUCUCUAUGAAUCAAGGCGGCCACUGAAGUGGAGAAAAGAAAUGCUUAAAUGUUAAGAAAGUUUGAAGUGCAGAAAAAGGUUGAAUCACUGGACAAUGCCACAUACUUUGUGGAUGGUGUGGGUCUUGGGGGUCAUCAUCAGCCUCUCCAAGGAAGAAUCCUCCAAUCAGGCUUCUCUGUCUUGUGACCGCAAUGGUAUCUGCAAGGGCAGCUCAGGAUCUUUAAACUCCAUUCCCUCAGGGCUCACAGAAGCUGUAAAAAGCCUUGACCUGUCCAACAACAGGAUCACCUACAUUAGCAACAGUGACCUACAGAGGUGUGUGAACCUCCAGGCUCUGGUGCUGACAUCCAAUGGAAUUAACACAAUAGAGGAAGAUUCUUUUUCUUCCCUGGGCAGUCUUGAACAUUUAGACUUAUCCUAUAAUUACUUAUCUAAUUUAUCGUCUUCCUGGUUCAAGCCCCUUUCUUCUUUAACAUUCUUAAACUUACUGGGAAAUCCUUACAAAACCCUAGGGGAAACAUCUCUUUUUUCUCAUCUCACAAAAUUGCAAAUCCUGAGAGUGGGAAAUAUGGACACCUUCACUAAGAUUCAAAGAAAAGAUUUUGCUGGACUUACCUUCCUUGAGGAACUUGAGAUUGAUGCUUCAGAUCUACAGAGCUAUGAGCCAAAAAGUUUGAAGUCAAUUCAGAAUGUAAGUCAUCUGAUCCUUCAUAUGAAGCAGCAUCUUUUACUGCUGGAGAUUUUUGUAGAUGUUACAAGUUCCGUGGAAUGUUUGGAACUGCGAGAUACUGAUUUGGACACUUUCCAUUUUUCAGAACUAUCCACUGGUGAAACAAAUUCAUUGAUUAAAAAGUUUACAUUUAGAAAUGUGAAAAUCACCGAUGAAAGUUUGUUUCAGGUUAUGAAACUUUUGAAUCAGAUUUCUGGAUUGUUAGAAUUAGAGUUUGAUGACUGUACCCUUAAUGGAGUUGGUAAUUUUAGAGCAUCUGAUAAUGACAGAGUUAUAGAUCCAGGUAAAGUGGAAACGUUAACAAUCCGGAGGCUGCAUAUUCCAAGGUUUUACUUAUUUUAUGAUCUGAGCACUUUAUAUUCACUUACAGAAAGAGUUAAAAGAAUCACAGUAGAAAACAGUAAAGUUUUUCUGGUUCCUUGUUUACUUUCACAACAUUUAAAAUCAUUAGAAUACUUGGAUCUCAGUGAAAAUUUGAUGGUUGAAGAAUACUUGAAAAAUUCAGCCUGUGAGGAUGCCUGGCCCUCUCUACAAACUUUAAUUUUAAGGCAAAAUCAUUUGGCAUCAUUGGAAAAAACCGGAGAGACUUUGCUCACUCUGAAAAACUUGACUAACGUUGAUAUCAGUAAGAAUAGUUUUCAUUCUAUGCCUGAAACUUGUCAGUGGCCAGAAAAGAUGAAAUAUUUGAACUUAUCCAGCACACGAAUACACAGUGUAACAGGCUGCAUUCCCAAGACACUGGAAAUUUUAGAUGUUAGCAACAACAAUCUCAAUUUAUUUUCUUUGAAUUUGCCGCAACUCAAAGAACUUUAUAUUUCCAGAAAUAAGUUGAUGACUCUACCAGAUGCCUCCCUCUUACCCAUGUUACUAGUAUUGAAAAUCAGUAGGAAUGCAAUAACUACGUUUUCUAAGGAGCAACUUGACUCAUUUCACACACUGAAGACUUUGGAAGCUGGUGGCAAUAACUUCAUUUGCUCCUGUGAAUUCCUCUCCUUCACUCAGGAGCAGCAAGCACUGGCCAAAGUCUUGAUUGAUUGGCCAGCAAAUUACCUGUGUGACUCUCCAUCCCAUGUGCGCGGCCAGCAGGUUCAGGAUGUCCGCCUCUCGGUGUCAGAAUGUCACAGGACAGCACUGGUGUCUGGCAUGUGCUGUGCUCUGUUCCUGCUGAUCCUGCUCACGGGGGUCCUGUGCCACCGUUUCCACGGCCUGUGGUAUAUGAAAAUGAUGUGGGCCUGGCUCCAGGCCAAAAGGAAGCCCAGGAAAGCUCCCAGCAGGAACAUCUGCUAUGAUGCAUUUGUUUCUUACAGUGAGCGGGAUGCCUACUGGGUGGAGAACCUUAUGGUCCAGGAGCUGGAGAACUUCAAUCCCCCCUUCAAGUUGUGUCUUCAUAAGCGGGACUUCAUUCCUGGCAAGUGGAUCAUUGACAAUAUCAUUGACUCCAUUGAAAAGAGCCACAAAACUGUCUUUGUGCUUUCUGAAAACUUUGUGAAGAGUGAGUGGUGCAAGUAUGAACUGGACUUCUCCCAUUUCCGUCUUUUUGAUGAGAACAAUGAUGCUGCCAUUCUCAUUCUUCUGGAGCCCAUUGAGAAAAAAGCCAUUCCCCAGCGCUUCUGCAAGCUGCGGAAGAUAAUGAACACCAAGACCUACCUGGAGUGGCCCAUGGACGAGGCUCAGCGGGAAGGAUUUUGGGUAAAUCUGAGAGCUGCGAUAAAGUCCUAGGUUCCCAUAUUUAAGACCAGUCUUUGUCUAGUUGGGAUCUUUAUGUCACUAGUUAUAGUUAAGUUCAUUCAGACAUAAUUAUAUAAAAACUACGUGGAUGUACCAUCAUUUGAGGACUUGCUUACUAAAACUACAAAACUUCAAAUUUUGUCUGGGGUGCUGUUUUAUAAACAUAUGCCAGAUUUAAAAAUUGGUUUUUGGUUUUUCUUUUUUCUAUGAGAUAACCAUGAUCAUAAGUCUAUUACUGAUAUCUGAAUAUAGUCCCUUGGUAUCCAAGGGAAUUGGUUGCAGGAUCCUCGUGGAUAUCAAAAUUCAUAGAUGAUCAAGUCUCUUAUAAGAGUGGCAUAGUAUUUGCAUAUAACCUGUGUACAUUCUCCUGUAUACUUUAAAUCAUCUCUAGAUUACUUAUGAUACCCAAUACAAUGUAAAUACUAUGUAAA
Molecule: messenger RNA, 7552 nt
Organism: Gorilla gorilla gorilla (western lowland gorilla)
Lineage: Eukaryota; Metazoa; Chordata; Mammalia; Primates; Hominidae
Gene: TLR2
Product: toll like receptor 2
Exons: 2
Coding region: 4758-7112 (784 amino acids)
Biological process (GO): immune response; inflammatory response; toll-like receptor signaling pathway
Cellular component (GO): signaling receptor complex; plasma membrane
Molecular function (GO): protein binding; triacyl lipopeptide binding; transmembrane signaling receptor activity
Source: RefSeq, a predicted model, not a curated record